Molecule: messenger RNA, 2135 nt
Organism: Phyllopteryx taeniolatus (common seadragon)
Lineage: Eukaryota; Metazoa; Chordata; Actinopteri; Syngnathiformes; Syngnathidae
Gene: ddb2
Product: damage-specific DNA binding protein 2
Exons: 11
Coding region: 556-1998 (480 amino acids)
Biological process (GO): response to UV; DNA repair
Cellular component (GO): Cul4-RING E3 ubiquitin ligase complex; nucleus
Molecular function (GO): damaged DNA binding; protein binding
Source: RefSeq, a predicted model, not a curated record
CAGAUUCGCUGUCUUUGAUACAAGUGUUUCCGCUUCCUGUUUAGUGCGUUCAGUUUACCAAGGAAACCCUACAACUAACUUGACCGACAUCCCUGGAGUCUUUACGAAUGGAGAAUGUGUAAACUAUUGUCGUUUUAGACUAUAUAGCCAUUGUACGUGCUUAACUAUAAAUAAUUUAAUGAGUUAAUACGAUUUAAACAAUUCCCUUUAAAGGAUUAACGUUCCAAUUUUUCUCGUAACCAUAUUUGCGCUUUUGUUUUCAAAGAAGGCCUUUCUGUGCCCAAAACAAUUUUUUAAAAUUUAUUUUCAGGUUACACUUUAUUUCGCCGGUGAUGACAAUCAUGCAAAUCGAUAACUAUUUGUUUUGACGUGCUAAAACGUUAAGGUGGCUUUCACGUCACGCGCUAGUGGUUCAAACACCGCCACCUACAGUAGAACUAGGGUAAAACAAGUUACAAAACACCCAUGUUUUGAAGUCACAUACGUUAUGCAAACGCCAGUGUGGUCUCCUCGUUAAGCUGCUACCACAGACUGUAAAACAUCACAGGGUUAGCGAUGAAAAGCAAAUCUUCCAAGUCAGAUGACCUCAAGUCCAAAAAGGCUCAGAGGGAUAGUGGGGAGAAUUCUGGUGCAACUUUUUCCUCUAAACUACGGGACAAGAAGGAUGCAGAGGCAUGCAAAAAAGGGUUUCCUCUCAAGUCCACAGGAAUCCAGAAGAAAAUUGCACAUGGAAGCAUACUCCACUACAUCUACAAGAACACUCUGGGUCAAAGUGUUCAUACCCAGAUGAGACAGUGUCUUCAGGAACCUUUUGUCCGCUCGCUCUCUUUGUACCACUAUCACGCGUCGAAGCUUCCUUUCGACCGCAGAGUCACCUGCCUGGAGUGGCAUCCCACUCAUCCCACCACACUGGCAGUGGGAUCCAAGGGUGGCGACAUUGAGCUGUGGGACUUUAAGCUCCAGGACCAGAAGACAUUCAUCAAAGGGAUGGGUGCAGGAGACUCAGUUACAGAUAUGAGGUUUAACCCGUUAAACCCGACUCAGCUGUUCACAUCAUCUAUGGGGGGUACGACAGCCCUCCGAGAUUUCAAUGGGACCCCUCUCACAGUGUUUGCCUACACAGACACACUAAAUUUCUGGUACUGCUGUGUGGACGUGUCCAUCAGCCGACAGAUGCUCGUGACCGGAGACAAUGUUGGCAAGCUCCUGCUGCUGGGUUUGGAUGGGCAGAAGAUUUUCAGUGAUAAGUUACACAAAGCCAAAGUGACCCAUGCCGAGUUCAACACGCGCUGUGAUUGGCUGCUUGCGACGGCGUCAGUGGACCACACGGUGAAGCUUUGGGACUUGAGAAACAUAAAGGACAAGAAGAGCUUUCUUUAUGACAUGCCUCACGAGAAGGCCGUCAAUUCAGCUUAUUUUCAUCCCUUGGACUCCUCAAAGUUGCUAACAACUGAUCAGUAUGACCAGAUCCGUGUGUAUUCAUCCUCUGAUUGGUCCAAACCUCAACACAUCAUCCGGCAUCCACACAGACAAUUUCAGCAUAUUACAUCCAUCAAGGCUACAUGGCACCCUGUGUAUGACCUUAUCGUGGCGGGUCGUUACCCUGACGACAGGGUCUGUCUCGGCGACCAGAGAACUAUCGACAUCUUUGAUUCCAACACAGCGGAGCUUGUGGGUCAGCUGUAUGAUCCCAACGUUGCAGGAAUCAAAUCUAUCAAUAAAUUCAAUCCAAUGGGUGAUAUCAUUGGCUCAGGAAUGGGUGUAACAGUGGUAGUUUGGGCCCGAGAUGAGUCAUUGCUUGGUGAUGAGCACACACUGCAGGUGGAAACGUCUACCUCAGCUGAGCGUCCGCAAAGAGAGCGGAAUAGUCAGCAGCGGGCCGCCAGGAGCAGGAGAACUGGUGUGGAACAAAGCAAACUUAAAAAGAAACUGCUUGCUGUGCAUGAAUCAGAGACAACGACGAAGACGAAAUGCACAAAGCGCACAAGAAAGCAUUGAACUAAAGCUUGUGGAUGUAUUUUUUUGUAUUCAUUUAUUACGUAACUGCUAUACGUUAUACUUCAGGGAACUAUUAAACCUUUUGCAGAUAUUGUUCUUUUCUACUAAACUGUAAUAAAGUGGUAUUGUAUAAACUA